UAAUCUAAUCUAAUCUAAUCUAACGCUUUCCCCCACGUAAUCCAGUCGAUCCAGUUCUCAACAUAUAGCUAUCAAAAAAAUUCGAACACACGAACUCACAACGACGUUGACGACGAUGUCAAACGACGCUGCUUCCGGCGGCGGCACCACCAAUCACCACCAAAACAGAAAGGAGGAGAAACGACACCGUUCGAUCUUCGAGGUCCCUUCAGACUUCUUCGAUUCGUGUCGACUCCUCCAAUCCCCAACCUCUUUCCCGGAGCCCUCUGAAACCCCUGAAAUCGAAACCCUAGCCGAUGAAGUAGCUAACGACGCAACGAAGGCUUCGAUUUCGAGAUGGUCUUGCAAUACUUGUAAGGCCGAGUUCGAGUCUCUUCAAGAUCAACGAUCUCACUUCAAGUCCGAUAUUCAUCGAUUCAAUGUAAAGCUAAGCAUUGCUGGAAAAGAUACUGUGAAGGAGGAAGAUUUUGAUGAGUUGACCUCUGAUUCUUUAUUCAGAGACUAUGAUAUAUCGAGCAUAUCGGGGUCUGAAGAUGAAGAUGAAAGGGGAUCUUUCCCCCAGAAUAAUGUGCAUAGUGGAUUAAGCAGAAGUGUUAAACAAAAGCUAUAUAUCCAUCUUCCGAAAGGAGAGAGAGUUUCAAUUUGGAAAUGUUUACUUCUGAACGAGGCUGAUAAUAUUUUAUUUGAGAACGAUAAAUUAGUUGCUGGAGAUGAUGGUGGGUUCAUGCGCUGUUUGAGAGAGAAGGAAGUGAUUGAGAAACUGAAAUUUUUGAUUCAUGAGCCCAGGGAUAAUACGCAUUUGAGAAUUGUAUUGCUUGCAAGUGGUGGGCACUUUGCUGGCUGUGUGUUUGAUGGUAACUCUGUUGUGGCGCAUAAAACAUUCCACAGAUAUGUGGUAAGGGCCAAGGCUGGUAAAAAACAGUCAUCAAAAGAUGCAACUGGCAGAGCCGCACAUUCUGCUGGAGCUUCACUUCGUCGUUAUAAUGAACUUGCGUUAAAGAAGGAAAUUCAAGAAUUACUUGCUGCUUGGAAACCUUAUUUUGAUGCUUCCUCGUGUGUUUUCAUUUAUGCUCCUUCAAACAACCGUCAACUACUUUUUGAUGGAGAAAAACCAUAUUUCAGUUGUAAGCACUGUGUUGUUCAAAAUGUUCCAAUGACUGUACGGAGACCUACAUUGAAGGAAAGUCGGCGACUAUAUAAUUUAUUGACACAAGUUUCCUAUGAAAUCAAUGAAGAAAAUAAAACUGCCAUCAAAGAAGAAUCACUCUUAAGUGUGAGCAUUACAAAUGAUGGCUGCCCAGGGCCCACCAAAGAGGAUUUCAGGGAUGAUCUGGACGGUAGAGAUACUACUGAAUCUUGUUCAGGUUUCAACAAAUCUGAUAAUUUGUCUAGCGCGAGUGAGAGUGAAGAUGUUGGCACAACAACACCUUUACAUCAAGCAGCAAAGUCUGGGAAUACCCAAAAAGUUUUAGAACUCCUAGAGCAGGGUUUAGAUCCUUGCAGUAAGGAUGAAAGGGGAUGGACUCCAUAUAUGCUGGCAACUGAGAAGGAAGUGAGGAAUACUUUUAGAAGGUUUAUGGCUUCAAACCUUGACAAGUGGGACUGGAAUGCUGCUAAAGUGCCCAGUGCAUUGACAAAGGAAUUGGAGGAAUCUCAAGCUUCUAAGCAGGCAGAGAAAGAUGCCAAGAAGAAAGCAAGAGCAAAAGAGUUGAAGAAAUUACGUAAAGCAAGGGAAAAGAAGGCCCAGGCAGAAGCUGCUCCACCAUCCCAGAGUGCUCUGACAACUUCAAAGAGUCAGGGAGCCUCUCCUGUUACAGGUUCCAAAGGACAGUCUCAAUCUAGUAGUGGGCCACGGAUGUCUAAAGAGGAGGAACUGAAAAGGGCACAAGCUGCAGAGAGGGAAAAGAGGGCUGCUGCUGCCGAGAGGAGAAUAGCAGCAGUCGCUGCCCUAAAUGCUCAAACGACAAACACGAACACUGCACCAAGCAGCAGUUCACAGCCCAAGGGUGUGGUGACAACCGACAUCAAGUGCUCAUGUUGCGACUCAUCUCUGGUUGGUAAAGUUCCAUUUCACAGGUAUAACUACAAAUACUGCAGCACAUCAUGCAUGCAUGUCCACAGAGAGAUGCUCGAAGAUGAAUAACAACCACUUUCCAAUUUUUAAUUUUACAGUUUUAUUACUUGAAUUUGAGAUUUGUUAGGUCCAGUGAGGAGUUGUGGAGUUGAUAUGCUCGGAUUUCAUGAUUUGUCUGUGUGUUCAAUACACAUGCUGGCUGUUUUUUGUUGAGUAUGAUAUCGUAGAUGUUAUUGGCCAUUUUUUCUUCAUGGAGAUGCUACCUUGUAUUGACUCACCCUCGUUAACAAAAUCUAAAAUUGAUAUGUACUUGUAUUGACCUCGA
This is a messenger RNA of Camellia sinensis, 2399 nucleotides long. RefSeq names its product zinc finger protein-like protein. The record is from RefSeq and is a predicted model, not a curated record. Gene Ontology annotation, molecular function: protein binding. Gene Ontology annotation, biological process: ERAD pathway. NCBI's taxonomy places the organism in Eukaryota, Viridiplantae, Streptophyta, Magnoliopsida, Ericales, Theaceae.